AGGGGAGGAGAGGCCACGCCGCCAUAUUCGAUUCGACCCGCAAUCCGCGGCGCAGCCAGCAUGAGUACCGGUGCCUUCUACAUCUCCAGCCUGCUGGAGAAGAUGACGUCCAGCGACAAAGACUUCAGGUUCAUGGCUACCAGUGACCUGAUGUCAGAGUUGCAGAAAGACUCCAUCCAGCUGGAUGAGGACAGCGAGCGUAAGAUGGUGAGGACGCUCCUGCGGCUCCUGGAGGACAGGAGUGGCGAGGUGCAGAACCUGGCUGUCAAGUGCCUGGGUCCCCUGGUGGGCAAGGUGAAGGAAUACCAAGUGGAGAACAUUGUGGACACCCUCUGUGCCAACAUGCGGUCAGACAAGGAGCAGCUCCGGGACAUCGCUGGCAUCGGCCUGAAGACCGUGCUUUCAGAGCUACCCCCCGCUGCCACAGGUUCAGGGCUGGCUAUCAAUGUGUGCCGCAAGAUCACAGGCCAACUCACCAGUGCCAUCGCCCAGCAGGAGGAUGUGGCUGUGCAGCUGGAAGCCCUGGACAUCCUCUCUGACAUGCUGAGCAGGCUAGGUGCCCCGUUGGGCACCUUCCAUGCAAGCCUGCUCCACUGCCUAUUGCCCCAGCUGAGCAGCCCACGCCUGGCUGUGCGCAAGCGCACCGUUGUCACACUUGGUCAUCUGGCAGCUGCCUGCAGCACGGACCUCUUCGUGGAGCUGGCUGACCACCUGGUGGACCGGCUGCCUGGGCCACGGGCACCUGCCAGCCCUGCAGCCAUUCGAACCCUGAUCCAGUGCCUGGGCAGCGUGGGUCGUCAGGCAGGCCAUCGCCUGGGAGCCCACCUGGACCGCCUGGUGCCCAUGGUGGAGGAAUUCUGCAACCUGGAUGACGAUGAGCUGAGAGAGUCGUGCCUUCAGGCCUUUGAGGCUUUCCUGAGAAAGUGCCCCAAGGAGAUGGACCCUCAUGUACCCAAUGUGACUAGCCUCUGCCUGCAGUACAUGAAGCAUGACCCCAACUACGACCAUGACAGUGACGAAGAGCAGAUGGAGACCGAGGACAGUGAAUUCAGUGACCAGGAGAGUGAGGAUGAGUACAGUGAUGAUGACGACAUGAGCUGGAAGGUACGCCGAGCCGCAGCCAAGUGCAUGGCAGCCCUCAUCAGCUCUCGGCCCGACCUCUUACCCGACUUCCACUGCACUCUGGCACCUGCACUCAUCCGCCGCUUCAAGGAGCGGGAGGAGAACGUCAAGGCAGACAUCUUUGGGGCUUACAUCAUAUUGCUGCGACAUACACGGCCCCCUAAAGGUUGGCUGGAGGCUGUGGAGGAGCCCACCCAGACCGGCAGAAAUCUCAAUAUGCUGCGAGCACAGGUGCCCCAAGUGAUAAAGGCCCUGCAGCGACAACUUAAAGACCGGAAUGUUCGGACCCGCCAGGGCUGCUUCAGCCUCUUCACCGAGCUGGCAGGUGUCCUCCCUGGCAGCCUGGCAGAGCACAUGGCUGUGUUGGUGUCAGGCAUUGUCUUUUCAUUGGCUGACUACUCCAGCUCCUCCACCAUACGGAUGGAUGCCCUGGCCUUCCUGCAGGGGCUUCUGGGUACAGAGCCAGCUGAGGCUUUCCACCCACACUUGCCCACCCUCCUGCCACCUGUGAUGGCCUGUGUGGCUGACCCUUUCUACAAGGUGGCGGCUGAGGCCUUACUGGUGCUCCAGGAGCUGGUGCGGACCCUGUGGCCACUGGACAGGCCUCGGCUGCUGGACCCUGAGCCAUACGUUGGAGAGAUGUCCACAGCUACCCUGGCACGACUCCGAGCCACUGACCUGGACCAGGAGGUGAAGGAACGGGCCAUCUCUUGUGUGGGCCACCUUGUGGGUCACCUUGGUGAUCGACUUGGGGAUGACCUAGAACCCACACUUAUGCUUCUUCUGGAUCGCCUGCGGAAUGAGAUCACCCGGUUGCCUGCAGUCAAGGCACUGACACUGGUGGCUGUGUCCCCAUUGCGACUUGACCUGCAGCCCAUCCUGGCCGAGGCACUGCCCAUCCUGGCUUCAUUUCUGCGCAAAAAUCAACGGGCCCUGCGGCUGGCCACACUGGCCGCCCUGGAUGCUCUGGCUCAGAGUCAGGGCCUUGGCCUGCCUCCGCCUGCUGUGCGGACUGUGCUAGCUGAGCUGCCUGCUCUGGUCAGCGAGAAUGAUAUGCAUGUGGCCCAGCUGGCUGUUGACUUCCUCACCACAGUGACCCAGACGCAGCCCACCUCUCUGGUUGAGGUCAGUGGACCUGUUCUGGAGGAGCUGCUGCAGUUGCUGCACUCACCAUUGCUGCCUGCCGGGGUGCUGGCAGCCACGGAAGGGUUCCUGCAGGCCCUGGUGGGAACCCGCCCUCCAUGUGUGGAAUACUCAGAGCUCAUUAGCCUGCUCACUGCACCUGUUUAUAACCAGGUUGGGGACGGAGGACCUGGCCUGCACAAGCAGGUCUUCCACUCACUGGCCCGGUGUGUAGCUGCCCUCUCAGCUGCCUGCCCCCAGGAGGCGGCAGGCACUGCCAGCCGCCUUGUCUGUGAUGCCAAGUCACCCCACUCAAGCACAGGGGUCAAAGUGUUGGCAUUCCUGUCACUGGCUGAGGUGGGCCAGGUGGCUGGGCCAGGCCCUCAGAGGGAGCUGAAGACCGUGCUUCUGGAAGCCUUGGGGUCUCCCAGUGAGGACGUGAGGGCUGCAGCCGCAUAUGCCCUGGGCCGUGUGGGUGCUGGCAACCUGCCUGACUUCCUGCCCUUCCUGCUGGCACAAAUUGAGGCCCAGCCCCGGCGACAGUACCUGCUGCUGCAUGCACUCAGGGAGGCCCUGGAGGCUGCCCAGCCUGACAGCCUGAAGCCCUAUGUUGAGGAUGUGUGGGCACUGCUCUUCCAGCGUUGUGAGAGCCCGGAGGAAGGCACUAGGUGUGUGGUGGCUGAGUGCAUCGGGAAGCUAGUGUUUGUGAACCCACCCUACCUCCUGCCUCGAUUCCGGAAGCAGCUCGCUGCAGGUCAGCCAUACACCCGGAGCACAGUUAUCACUGCAGUCAAGUUCCUCAUCUCAGACCAGCCACACUCCAUCGACCCUCUCCUGAAGAGCUUCAUUGCAGAGUUCAUGGAGAGCCUGCAGGACCCAGACCUGAACGUGCGCCGGGCCACACUCACCUUUUUCAACUCAGCUGUGCACAACAAACCAUCACUGGUCCGAGACCUGUUGGAUGACAUCCUACCCCUCCUCUACCAGGAGACCAAGAUCCGCCGGGACCUCAUCCGAGAGGUGGAGAUGGGGCCCUUCAAGCAUACUGUAGAUGAUGGGCUGGACGUGAGGAAGGCUGCCUUCGAGUGCAUGUACUCGCUGCUGGAGAGCUGCCUGGGCCAGCUGGACAUCUGCGAGUUUCUGAACCAUGUGGAGGACGGGCUGAAGGACCAUUAUGACAUCAGGAUGCUGACCUUCAUCAUGCUGGCCCGGCUGGCCACUCUUUGUCCUGCACCUGUCCUGCAGAGGGUGGACCGGCUCAUCGAGCCACUCAGAGCCACCUGUACUGCCAAGGUCAAGGCUGGUUCUGUGAAGCAGGAGCUGGAGAAGCAAGAUGAGCUGAAGCGCUCAGCAAUGCGGGCAGUGGCUGCCCUGCUCACCAACCCCGAGGUGCGCAAGAGCCCCAGUGUGGCUGACUUUUCUGCCCAGAUCCGAUCCAACCCAGAACUCACCACCCUCUUCGAGAGCAUCCAAAAGGACACAGCCUCUGGCCCCAGCAUGGACUCGAUGGAACUCAGCUAGCUGUCCCCAAGCCUCCCUUCUUACCCAAUAGGCCUUGGCCUCUCCUGUCCUUCCCCAUCAGCCUCAGUGCCUUUGCUAGGGCCCCCUGCUCACAGCCUCAGAGCCAAAGCUGGGCCCACCAACUCAGGACAUUCAUUCACAUGGGUGAUGUUCCACCACCUUUACACUGCACCCCUCAGGGGUUGACUCCCUACUUCACUUGCUCUGGACUCCAAAUGUCAAUCAAUUAGCACCCUGAGCCUAGCCAUGGGUAGGGCUACGUAGAACCCAUGCAAACUUUAGGUCUGGGCACAAGAGAGCCAACUUAUAUUUAAUCUCAUCACCCAGGUGUGUAUCAGUUGGUUUGUGCUCUUCCCAUGUGUAGCUGUUAGUACUGAAAACUUAAAUAUAAGCGACAGACCAGGGCUUUUUUUGGGUUUCUGUGUGUAGCCUUGGCUGUCCUGGAACUCUCUGUACACCAGGCUGGCCUUGAACUCAGAAAUCUGCCUUCCAAUUGCUGGGAUUAAAGGCGUGCACCACCACUGCCUGGUGGGCUUUGAUUUUUUAAAGACAUUUCUUUUUAUAGCCACAGAUGGCCCAAACUAAGGUCCACCUGCCUGGGAUUAAAGCCAGCAGAGGCCAACUAUCUGAGUUAAUAAAGAACAUAUUCAAAGCUCUCCACAUGAUUCCAGAUUGACUCAGUCCUGGAAAUAUCAAAGCCAAUGGCAUAGACCUAUUACCCUAGUUGCUAGGCUGUGGCUGGAUUACACACUCAGGUCAUAGUUGGCAAUUUAUAAGAUCAUAUCUAAAAGCAACAGGGCAGAACAGCUCAGUGACAGGUUCUUCUGAGUCCUGGCCUUUCUAGUAGCAACAACUGUUUCUAACUCCUAUCCUAAAGGAUCCAAUGUCCCCAGGGCAGACACACAUGCAGACAAAACCAAAGUUUAAAUAGCUCAGUUAUGGCCUAACCUACCACACUCACCACUUUAGGGUAAACCCCAUACUGCUACAGCAAGAUAAAAACCUUAUUUCUACAAGAACAAAAGCCUAAUAAUUUGAUAAGAAGGCACUGCCCUUGUAGUAUCUCAUGUGGCACAGAAAUACCAGUCUCAUAUGAAGUUGUCAAUCCUGAGUGAGGCCAAGCAGGCCAGUUCCAUAAAACUAAAAGCUUCCCCAAAAAAGUGCCCAUGCUAGCAGCUGGAACAGGGUGAGAGCCUGGCUCCCAGAUUCCUAAUAUGUACCUACCUUUCCCCUCUUCCACAAAUCACCUGCACCAAGACUAGUAAGGUAUUCUGAGCCCUGCUGCCUCCCACUGGGGAAUAAGUGUCGGCAAAAACAAUCUCCAGUUACCAAAAUGAUAGAAAAUACCUA
Messenger RNA from Mastomys coucha (southern multimammate mouse), 5115 nucleotides. It is a transcript of the gene Cand2, whose product is annotated as cullin associated and neddylation dissociated 2 (putative). Gene Ontology annotation, biological process: protein ubiquitination; SCF complex assembly. Lineage: Eukaryota; Metazoa; Chordata; Mammalia; Rodentia; Muridae. Gene Ontology annotation, molecular function: protein binding. The coding region runs from base 61 to 3765 and encodes 1234 amino acids. The record is from RefSeq and is a predicted model, not a curated record. Gene Ontology annotation, cellular component: nucleus. The transcript has 15 exons.